Vombatus ursinus (common wombat) is the source of this 957-nucleotide messenger RNA. RefSeq names its product olfactory receptor 8D1-like. The transcript has a single exon. Lineage: Eukaryota; Metazoa; Chordata; Mammalia; Diprotodontia; Vombatidae. Gene Ontology annotation, biological process: G protein-coupled receptor signaling pathway; sensory perception of smell. Bases 22 to 957 code for a protein of 311 amino acids. Gene Ontology annotation, cellular component: membrane. Gene Ontology annotation, molecular function: olfactory receptor activity; odorant binding. The record is from RefSeq and is a predicted model, not a curated record.
CACCCCAACUCUCAAAGGACAAUGACUUCAGAGAAUCACUCUAUAGUGACUGAAUUUAUCAUUAUGGGAUUAAGUAACCAGCCAGAACUCCAACUCCCCCUCUUUAUCCUGUUCUUAGGAAUCUACAAUGUCUCCAUGGUGGGGAAUUCAGUAUUGAUUCUACUAGCCAGAAUCAGUUCUCAGCUUCACACCCCCAUGUAUUAUUUUCUCAGUAACUUGUCCUUCAUAGCUUUCUGUUACUCUUCUGUCAUUACCCACAAAAUGUUGAUGAACUUUGUAUCAAAGAAAGACAUCAUCUCCUACUCAGGGUGCUUGACCCAGUUCUUUUUCUUAUGUUCUUUUGCUGUUUCAGAGUGCUACAUGCUGACAGCUAUGGCCUAUGAUUGUUAUGUUGCUAUAUGUAGCCCCCUGCUCUAUUAUAGCACCAUGUCCCAAAGAGUCUGCUCCCUGCUGGUGUCAGGGGUAUAUACAAUGGGCACUUUUUCAGGCCUGAUUCAAACAGCCUACUUGGCCAGAUUGCUUUUCUGUGAGGACAAUGUCAUCAGCAAUUACUUCUGUGACGUCCUUCCCCUCCUGAAGCUCUCCUGCUCUAGCACUUACAUCAAUGAGCUUCUGAUGAUGUUUCUUGUUGGUUUCCAUUCAUUGGUGACCAUACUACCGAUUUUUAUCUCUUAUGCUUUUAUUUUCUCCAGCAUCCUUGGUAUCCACACUGCAAAAGGGCAAUCCAAAGCCUUCAGUACCUGUGGCUCCCAUCUAGCAGGUGUUAUCAUAUUUUAUGGGUCCAUUAUUUUCACGUAUUAUAAGCCAGUGUCUAGUUACAAUGUAAUCCAGGAAAAGGUGGCUUCAGUGAUUUAUACUAUGGUUAUCCCCAUGCUGAAUCCCCUGAUCUACAGUCUGAGGAACAAGGAUGUGAAGGACUCACUGAAGAAAGUUAUGAAAGGUGAGGCACUGCAAUAA